Messenger RNA from Drosophila hydei, 1974 nucleotides. RefSeq names its product stAR-related lipid transfer protein 7, mitochondrial. The transcript has 2 exons. NCBI's taxonomy places the organism in Eukaryota, Metazoa, Arthropoda, Insecta, Diptera, Drosophilidae. The record is from RefSeq and is a predicted model, not a curated record. The coding region runs from base 330 to 1613 and encodes 427 amino acids. Gene Ontology annotation, molecular function: lipid binding.
AGCGACUCAAAAGAAAGUUGCACGUUUUGAACGUAAAAUGUGGGCGCCUUGAUAACAAAGCAAAAGCGAACGGAAUCUAUAUAACAAAUACAAACAAAAUUGUCAACAAUUGAAAAAAGACAAUCAAAAUUAUACAAGUUGAAAACGAAGGCAACAAAUGUGACAGGAGGUGUGUGUGUGUGUGUCGAAAUUUGAAGCGGAGGAACAAGCAACAUUAUAAUAACAGUACAGCCGCUGCCGCUGCCCGAUUGUUAUGCAAGCAGCGCUGCAACCCCCCACCUGAGCACUGCAGCACAACAACAGCAGCAACAAUCAAUUAGCCGGUCACCAUGCUGCUCAAUCGUUUUGUUUCAGCCAUUAAAAAUCAAUCGAGGGAAACCCUGCGCGCAUGGAGCUAUCAGUGCGAAUCUAUAUUCGCGCAACGCUCGCGCCGGCUGCAACAGCUGCUCACCUUCUAUCAAACCGUUUAUGGCACUCAAGGACUAAAGCAACUCUGGCGUGUCUAUUAUCGCAACCAAAUUCAGCCACCACUGCGCGGCAUGAUGCUGAGUGCUGUGGGUAUUAUGGGCUUGAAUAUGAAGAGAGCCACUAAUGAUGGCUUCGACUGGGCCAAAGAGCGGCUGUCGCUGGCAAACUUUGAUUUGUGCCAACGUGAUAUUGAUUUUAUAAAUACGCUACCUGUCAAUCAGCUAUGCGAUCAGUGCAAGUCAAAGAAGAUGAAGUAUUGCUAUUGCUCGUUGGGCAAUCAGCGCUGUAAGAAGGGCGGUAUCUUAGUGCCAAACAAAGUUGACCCGAAGACACUGAAGGAGGAGGCUAGCAUAAGCAACUGUCACAAGUCAAUGGAUUACGAGUCGCGUGCACCAGGGGGUCAAAUACGCAUACAGGCACAGGAGGAUCGCAACUGGGAACCAUACUUCAGUAAGAAUGAAUUCAGCAUAUGGCGGCGCGAGGAACGUUCAUCGCUAUACUCAUACAAGGUGUAUGCACGUUUCGAUGAUAUUACUGCCGAUGACUUUUUGCAUGUACAAACGGAUCUGGAUUAUCGCCGGCAAUGGGAUGAUACGGCACUCAGGCUUGAGUUAAUUAGCGAGGAUCCAGUGCCAAACAGUAAUUCACAUCUCAUCUACUGGGAAAUGCAAUGGCCGCGUCUGUUCGCGAAUCGGGAUUACGUAUAUUGCCGGCGUUACCACAAGGAUGAUAACAAAAAAUUGAUCUUUAUUUGCAGUAGGGCUGCCAAGCAUACCACAUAUCCAGCUAUAUCGGGCAAGGUACGUGUCACUGAUUACUGGAGCCUGAUGGUCAUUAAGCCAUUUCGUGGUUUCCAUGAACCGGGAUUGCACUUUGUGCUAACAUAUUACGACGAUCCGGGCAUACCAAUUCCGCAGAAUAUAAAAUCGUGGGUCACGCAAAAACAAAUGCCCGAAUUCCUUACCAAAAUGUAUGUCGCAACCAAAAACUAUGCAUGCUCGCGGGCCAUCAAGAUGAAGGACAUGUUCAAUAGCUUUACCAUAAUCAACGAUGAGUAUACGGCAAAUGAGCAACGCGGCAGCUGGCUGGGCAGCCUCAGCCGUCACAGACGUAAGAUGAACAACGGUUCCGAGGUCGAUCGCUGACAGCUGUGCUGAGCUGCAGUUCCUCCAGAGAGCAACUAACAAAUAACAAUAGCAACAAAAAUUUAAAAAACUAAAAAAAAAACCAAACAGAAAUGCAAAGUACAGCAAGAAAUACCAACAGCAAUACAGCUCCUUAUCACAUCUUAUGUUGUAAUUCAUAUAUAAGUAUAUAUAUAGGUGUAUGUAUAUACAUAUAUAUAAACACACCUCAAAUAAGAACAAAAAUAUUGAGUAAUAGGGUUCAUCUAGUUUCUAGAUAUUAACAAAUUAUUUCAUCAUCUAUGCAAAUGUGCAAUAAAAUACCAUUCGCAACUUGGAGGCAUUUAAAAUGUUGAAUCUUCUGUGCCACACUAAUGAAAUC